UGAUAACCGGCGAUUCCCACGCAGCGUCACGUGGCGACGUGGUGUAGUGGCGUCAGCAGCAGCGGCAGCAGCUCGCGACCCAGUUGUUCUCAGUCCGAGCUGGAGGAGGAGGAGGGAGAGCUGACGGUAGCUGCUGUGAAAUAAACACAUUAAAGAUUGUUCCAGCAGCAGAGUGAGCCUUUUCCCCCCACACCAUGUCUCAGGACAAGAGUGGAUACCCAAUCAUGGGUGAGGCCAACCCACUUCACAACAAUGUCUAUGGACCCCCUCAGCCAGGUUUCGGCAUGCCCCCUCCCAACUACAGCCAAGCCCCAGGGGGACCGUAUCCACCAGCAGCCGGGUAUGGACAGCCAGGCUUCCCCCAGGCAGGCCCAGGUUUCGCACCGGGCCCCUACCCUCAGAUGCCUUACCCUCAGAUGCCCUACCCACAGGGACCCUACCCCCAGGGGCCUUAUCAGCAGGGACACGCACAGCCAGGCUUUCCCGGCGACCCUAUCGGUCCUGCUGACAGCCCUGGUUACCAUGGUGAUGGGCCUCCAUCUUACUAUGACAACGAAGAGUUUACCAACUCUGGCUUUGAGGACAAGAGCAUCCGACAAGCCUUCAUCAGAAAAGUCUUCUCGGUACUCACAGUGCAGCUGAUGGUCACUUUCUCCUUCGUAGCCGUCUUCACUUUUGUCGACGAGGCCAAGUACUUUGUGAGACGUAAUCCGUGGACAUACUACGUGUCCUACGCAGUCUUCUUCGUGUCUCUGAUCGUCCUCAGCUGCUGUGGAGAUUUCCGCCGCAAGCACCCCUGGAACUUGGUUGCACUGUCCAUCCUGACCCUCAGCCUCUCCUACAUGGUGGGCAUGAUCGCCAGCUUCUAUGACACCGAGACUGUCAUCAUGGCUGUGGGCAUCACCGCAGUGGUCUGCUUUACCGUCGUCCUCUUCUCACUACAGAGCAAGUACGACUUCACUUCCUGUCGAGGCGUGCUGUUCGUGUGCCUCAUCGUGCUGUUGCUCUUCUCCAUUCUCUGCAUCUUCUUCCGCAACAGGAUCUUGCACAUCGUCUACGCGUCACUGGGGGCUCUGCUCUUCACCUGCUUUUUGGCUGUGGACACUCAGCUUCUUCUGGGCAACAAGAAGCUGGCCCUGAGUCCAGAGGAGUACAUUUUUGCUGCCCUCAACCUCUACACCGACAUCAUCAACAUUUUCCUUUACAUCCUGGCUAUCGUGGGCCGCUCCCGUGAAUGAGCCUGACCUCAAAAGAGAGCAGGAGGGGGAUAAAGAAUGCUUCCCUUUAUUGAGAAAUAUUGCUAACAUUCCCUUUUCUCUCUGAGUCUGUCUAAUAUCUCUUAAUUUUUUUUCACAUACUCAUCGUUUCCUCUCUUAUCACACACACACACGUUCUUUUUUUUUUUUUUUCUAAAGAGAUAGUUGCACUGUGGAGGAAAUGCAGCUGAGACGGACACUAUCUACCACAAAUCUUGCCAUUAACGACAGAUCGUAAUGAUCUGUCUUUUCCUCGGUUUUGACCACCCUGCUUGCUGUUACUGUCCUUUGCUUUUACUAAAACAAACGUCUACAUUACCUACCGCCCAACUUCCAGUUUGGCUCAGCGCAUACAGUAUAAAACAUGUCAUCCUGUGGGUGCUUGGCACUCGGCCUAGCCUCACUGCAGAGAUUAAACAGGAAAAAGAGUGGGGAAGGUACUGGUAGCGCUUAAUAUUGAUGUAAACCAGCUUUGCCUGAAGAGAAGAAGAUGCUAGAAAUACCCAUCUCCUUUAAUCUGUCUGUUUUCCCAAACGUAUCUCUCCCUUUCAGCCUGCUGGUGUAAAGUAACUCUGCAUGGCAUUGUUGGAAACACCACUAAAGAUGUGAUAUGAUUCUCUAGAACUACCAGAGGAAUUCCUCUAGCUUGCUUCUCACGGCUGUAAAUAGUUAUGUGUAUUACUGUAUAUGAUGCCAAUAUUCCCCCUGCCCCUGAAAGGCAUGCUGGAGUGAUUCAUAUGGAUGUGUUGCUUUUUGGGAAAAAUAUGCUCUGAUAUCAGAACUUUGCUUACCCAGUAUAAUAACUAAAACCUUUUAAUGGCAAAAGAAUGAAGAUAAAUGUUGGAUGUAGACAAACAUAAACAAUACAAUACAAUACAAGCUAUAUAUUCUUACAGAAUAUCUUUUCAAAAGGAAGCCAAACUUUUGUUCUGAAAUGGUUUCUGUGAUCCCAAAGCUGAGGCGUACCCCUGUCUUUUACUGUCCUCACUAAUUUCCUCUCAUCUAGUCAUUAACGUGAUGUGACAAUUCAGUGCUGUAUUUAUUUUUUACUCAUUACAACUAAUGUGAAAUGAUAUUGAGGUAUUGGCAUUUCUGACCACUUUUGUAAAGAGCUGAUCUAAGUUUCAGAACUUCUGAAUUCGUGGACACCAAGCAUGAAGGAAAUAUAACCUGUAAUGUGUCUAUUUAUUGGAGCUUAACGUAGAUAACAGGGUUGCUUUGAAAUGGCUAUAAGCUGGCAUUGAAGAAAACAAACAGACUGUUGUUUGGAAAUGUACACAUCAUUAUUUAAGUUCUUUAUGAAACCAUACCAAGUACACUCACAAAGUGAAACAGGCAAAAGGAAUAAACACUGGAAACUGGAAGCCAGAGUACUCUGACACACUCACAACUUGAAUGAUAACAUGGACAAAAAAUUUUUUAUUGUGUACAUUCUGUUUUGAUUUUUUCAUCUCUUGCAUGACCUUCUGUUAUUUGCAUGUGCUGAUAAUGCACACUGUACAGGUAUUCCUGUUCUGGAGCGACACAGUGUUGUUUGGCAACCCUGUUAAACUUUUUUUUAACUCUUGUGUUUGUAUCUAACUAACGUGUAUGUGUAUAUAGAUCUCCUUAGUGGUUUGAUGUGUAUAGAUAAAGUAAUUUGGGGCUUUGUAGGUAUGUUUGCAUUGUAUAUUUGCAUUAAAUUAAAGUGGAACCGCAAUCCUCUA
Larimichthys crocea (large yellow croaker) is the source of this 2962-nucleotide messenger RNA. RefSeq names its product glutamate receptor, ionotropic, N-methyl D-aspartate-associated protein 1a (glutamate binding) (gene grinaa). Bases 195 to 1238 code for a protein of 347 amino acids. The transcript has 7 exons. Gene Ontology annotation, biological process: negative regulation of apoptotic signaling pathway. The record is from RefSeq and is a predicted model, not a curated record. NCBI's taxonomy places the organism in Eukaryota, Metazoa, Chordata, Actinopteri, Sciaenidae. Gene Ontology annotation, cellular component: membrane; endoplasmic reticulum; Golgi apparatus.